This is a messenger RNA of Schistosoma spindalis, 10970 nucleotides long. The record is from the annotation of a GenBank genome assembly. NCBI's taxonomy places the organism in Eukaryota, Metazoa, Platyhelminthes, Trematoda, Strigeidida, Schistosomatidae.
AGUGCACUGUUUGAUAUCUAUCUUUUAUGGUACCAAUAACGUAGCAUUUCACCACUUGUUCAUCAAGAUCCAGACUUCGAUUAUUCUCUUUGGGAACUCGUUUAUGUUUUUUAAUUGUAUGGUUUAUAAGUCUGGUUGUUUAUUUACUCAUAAAAAUACAAAAACAUCUAAAUCUCUAUUUUUAGUUACAUUGCACUUCCUUUUGCGCUUGCACCUUGUUGUCGGUUUAAAUUCGUUACACAACUAGUACAUUUGGAAGAAAGUUCUUUAAUAACAAUCACACGAUUGUAAGGUUAGGUUUUCAAAAGACGACUACUGGGUUUGUAAUACACGAGAACAGUUGUGAAUCAAGUUUUUCACUGCAUAAUUUGAUCAUCCCUGUAUACAUGAGGAGCAAUACUUAAAUCUUAAACUUUAAUGAAAUGUUAUAACAAAUGUCCAAUUUUAAACUCGCGUUAUGAUCCUUCAAAUAUGUUUAAUUAAUUACUAGAUAUUGACUAUAUCUUCAUGAAAAUAUAAGGCAAGUGUCGCGUAGUAUCGAUUCAGGGUUUGAAUCGAAGAUGUAGUUCAAUCUAGCUUUAAUAUCGUGCCGCUAGGCUUUUAGGUUUUUCAUGUCCGGAAGUACACUGUAUUUUAUAUUAGUUUUGCCAGGAAAAGUCUGAAAACUUAAAAGUAGAUUCUAAAUCAGCCUAGCUAAGUCAUGGCUGGCCUCUUUUACAUUUUUCGUUUCUAUGAAGACUGACCACUAAUAGCAGUCAAUUUCAUGGUCGUUUAGAACUUAGUGACUAUCGAAAUGCAAUGAUCAAAUUUUUACGUGCAUUCACUUUCAAAGUUUUGACGUCAAAUUUAUAUUGUAACUAUUGUUGCGUCAUUUAAGCAAUGAUCACACUUAUCUUAAUACGUAGAAUUCGGUCAGAACCUUGAACUAUACAUGUAAGAUAACGCAAAUAUUUGCUAACUAAUUCGAUUUUCAAUUUACAAGUUUUUCUGCCUCUAAAAUUUCUGGGAUUUUAUAUGUUGGAAUAUGGGCUGUAUCCACUCUAGACAAAAUCUUUUUUGAUGGUAUUUGGUGGUACUAUGAUGCAGACUUUAUUAAGAAACUCAUGUGUCAGUUAAUGCUGUCUGAAUUAGAUCAUUGAUAAAGCUUCCUACGUAUGUACCAUGGCUUUGGCUGAAACUUCGAUCGUCUAUGUGAACAUUGUAUAGAAUUUGUCUUGUCUAUAGUGUAAACGACAGCAUUCACUAACUUUUUAUUUGUAGGUUAAAUUUGUCAAAAAAGCCAGUUGUGUGAAAUUUUUAUAUAUUAAGACAUGAUAAUAAUUAGAAACAUAUACUUAGAAGAUGGCCUUAUCCAUAAUUUUCCAUAUAAUUACUGACAUAAGUUCUCAUUUUGGUCAAAUAUUACCGACAAGUUUGAAGUUCAAACUGAAUUCAUCCAAUUUCAGUUGAGGUAUUUAAGUAUUCCGAUUAGUCUUCACAUCAUAAGUUUGCUUCAAAACUGAGUACAAUAAUCUAUAAUUAAUUGCAGUCACUGUUGGGAUUAUCGUUAAUUUUUGAAAUAUUAUUGUUAGUACAAUAAGUAUUUCGUUAAUAGCAUUAUAAAAAUAGUUCAUUUUAGAUCACAUCCGAGUAAUUUUCUUUAUCUCUCCUUCGAUACAAUAACUAAGUCUUAUUAUAUAUGCUGCCUGGAAAUAAUUAACAUCUCAAAGCAUUUUUUUACAUUGUAAUAAUCACAGAACCAUCCGGAAUUGUUCACGAGAAUAUGAAAUUUUUUUAUUUUAUCAGUGUAACAUCCUACCACUUAUAGUUCAAUCCAUUAAAAAUUUUGGCAGAUUAUUAAAGUGAGAUACGAAGUUCAAAGUACAACUAAUCUUAAAUCAAGAUGUAGGAUUUUGUGUAAAAAGACACAAGCUAGUUGAUGAAUUUCAAUAAUAAAAGUCAGCUAGCAAACAUAAUUGCUUAGAUUAUGACUUUAUUUUUUAAUAUGAUCUAGUUUUCACAUCUUGGCUUCCCAAUAAAACUUUGCGAAAUUUAUCUUUGGGUCACAUUAUGUUCAAGUUAUGAAUGCUACCUGAUAUAAUGUAGAUUAUACUGCUAAUUAAAUUGCUUACAUAUAUAAUUUAUUGUUAGCUAUUCAGAGUGAAACACUGUAGAGAGAAUUUAUUAAAUGGAAAAGAAAUUUAAAGACAAAUUAACACUAGAUGAUGAACAACUGCUAAUAAUGAUGUAAUAAGAAUUAUGCCUUGCAAAUUUUUGACCAAAUGUAUUUUAACUCAAUUUGUUGGUAAAACUAUCUCUAAUUCCAAACGAUGAACAAAUACACAUGAAAAAAUUUAGGUAGUUAGGCCAACUGGGUUUCUCUUAGAGACAUAUAAGUGAAAAAUGUCAUUUUUAUUACUUUCAUAUUUGGAAAAACUUAAAAGAAUGUACCCAUACUUCUUUAAAUUACGAAUUAGCCUACAGUUUCUAAUUUCAGUUAAAUAACCAACAUGAUUUCAUUUUCAUUUAAGGUUUGAAAAGCAACCACCACCUUGAACUGUUAAAAUUACAUGGAAAGUGGAAGACACAGAUCACCAUAUUAUCGAGAUAAUCUUAAUUUAUCAUCACAUCAAUACAUUGAAGGUGUUGAUUCCAAUCCUGAGAUACAUGAUCGUCAAAGACCAGCGAGUGUACAAGAUUUGGAAUAUGGAGAAAUGUAUGAUUCCGGUAUACAACCACACUCAACAUCACCACGACUGAAUAACCCAUACAUUGAUCCGUUAAUUGAGGGUGAUACAAGUGGAAUCGAUCAUCGUACAACAUCAUUAGAUCGUCGUGGCGAAUAUUAUGGUACUCUAAGAGGAAAUUUCGAUUCACAAAGUGAAAGAUUGACAAGAAAACCAAUUAAUCGGCAAUCUUAUACAUUGAAAUCACUUAGUUCAAACCCAGGCUUAUCUGGCAUAUUGGGUUCAACAAACCCAUCAUCAAGUCGGAGAGCACAUUCGUAUGAUAUGAAUUUAGAAAAACAAGGUCUGACGGAUUAUAAUACUUUAUUAGCUGCCGCUGCUGCUGGUGGUGUUGGGGCUGGUGGUGUUGGUACAAAUCCACCGAUUUACGGUUAUCCUACUAAUCCAUUACUAGACUACAGUAGUACUUUAGGCGUACCAACAUUUCCAACUAUUGGUGGUCUUGACUAUGCAACAUUACAAAGAUCUGCCGUUUAUUCAGGUCUACCACAAACUCAACCAACAUCAAUACCAGCUGGAUUAAUUCCACAUAAUCCAACUACAGAUAUUACUACAUUACAAAGAGAAUAUGUACGACUACAACAUGAAUUACAUGUAACUAGAGAGAAAUUAAAUGCCUGUACAAUUAGCAUACGUACCUUUUGGAGUCCUGAAUUGAAGCGUGAGCGAGCAAUGCGUAAGGAAGAGAACGCAAAAUAUGCUAUAUUAGCUGAUCACUUACAUCAAUUACAAUUGGAAAAACAGACAAUGUUAGAAACAUUGCAUAAUAUGGAAUCAGAUUUACGUCAAGAACGUGAUAAACGAAAUCGUAGCCGUUUCAGUGGUGGUGCAAGUGAUUCAGAAGGUUUAAGUGAAUUAGACUUAGCCAAACGUCAAAUAGACGAAUUAACAUUAGAGAAUCGUCAACUUAAAAAAUCUAUUGAAGAUGCUGAUAGACGUAUAUCUAAUUUAAAAUCUAGUCUAAAUGCUACAGAGGAAAGUUUACGUCGAUUAGUUGAUGCAGUUAAAGCUGGUAAAUCAUCGAAUAUCAAUCCAGAAACCACAACAACUACUAAUGUAACUACUGGAGAUGGAUUAACUUCAGUUGGUGAUCAAAGUGCUAUUUCAUCUAUAAAAUUAGAUCGAAUUGAAGCAGAUAGAUUGGAAAUUUCUCGUUUAAGAAAUCAAUUGAAUGAAACAUCAACUCGAAGAAGUGAAGCAGAACGUCAACUAAUUGAAAGAAAUUUUGAAUUAUCAAGAAUAAAAGAGGAUUUUGAUGCACUUUUACAAGAACAUCGACAACUUAGACAAGAAUGUGAAACACUUCGACAUGAUACAAGACAAACUCAAACAUUACAAUCAUUAGUGGAUACAAAAGAAUCGAAAAUUUUAACAUUGGAAAAUGAAAUACGUCUUUUAGAAGAUGAAAUUACUCGUCUUCGAGAUGAUGGCCUAAUUACUCCAAAUACAUCAACUAGCAGUGGGAUUGAUGAUUUAGAUAAAACUUUACAAGUAUUUCGAAGUAACGAACGUAUUUUGAAAUCUAAAAUUGAAAUGUUAAAUAGUGAAAUUUCAAAACGUGAAUGUGAAUUAUACACAUUACAAUCACGUUUAGAAAUGACUGAUAAACAACAUCAAGAUCAAAAUCAUCAUAUUAAUGUAUUAAAAGAACAAGUGAAUACACGUGAACAUAAAAUCUCCAUGUUAACAGCUGAUGCAGAAGAUUUUCGUAAAAGAAUUAAAGAGAAAGAAAAUCUUUUAGAAAAGAAAACAAAAGCAUUGAAUAGUGCACAAUCAGCUAAACGACAAAUUGAACAAGAAUUAACUGAACUUAAAGAUCAAAUGGAUAUAAAAGAUAGAAAAAUAUCUUUAUUACAAAAAAAGAUUGAAAAUAUAGAAGAUUUACUUAAUGAUAAAGAAACACAAUUAGCAACAGCUCAAGCACGUCUUUCACGUAUUAGUACAGAACGUGUCAGUUCAGAUGGUGGACGUAUUGGAUGGGAAGAAACAUUAAAAGAUAAAGAUCGACAAAUUGAACGUUUAAAAGAAGCUCGUCAACGUAGUGAAUCAGAAAUUGUUGAAGAAUUAGAAACACAAAAACGUUUAAAUAAUGAAUUUAAAAAUCGUUUAGAUAUUUUACAAAAAGAAUUAGAUGAGAAAACAACACAAUUAAUGGAAAUACGUGAUGAAACAAAUGAUUAUAGAACAUCCAGAUUUAAAUUAGAAACAGAAAUCAAUCAAUUACAAACCCAAUUAAGUCAAAGAAAUUCCGAAGUGACUACAUUACAAAUGGAGAAACAAUUAUUACAAAAACAACUAACCACUGAAUCUGAUAUGAAAUUUUUACAAAGAACAGCAGAAUUAGAAGGACAAUUAAAUCAUUAUAUGGAAAAUUCAUCUAAACUUCAAACAGAAGUAGAUCGUUUAUUAAGAACAAUUGAUACAGAAAAAUUUGAUAAAGAAAAUCAAUUAAAUGAAUUAAAAGAAGAACUUCGUGAAGCACAAAAUAAUUUGAAUAAUUUAAAACGUAAUCAACAGAAUGAACGAAAAAAAUCAAGUCAACAACUUGAAGAGUCAAGACAACGUGAAGAGAAUGCACAAUCUGAUAAUGAAAUAUUAAAGGGUAUUAUAACAGAGAAAGAUGGAAGAAUUCGUGAACUAGAGCAAGCUUUGCGCGAAAGUGUACGUUUAACAGCGGAACGUGAAAUUUACGCUUCCGGUCGUGAUGAUGAAACAAGACAUUUAGAGCAACAGGUACGUGAAUUACGAAGUAAUCUGGAACAUUUUCAACGUGAAAGAAAUAAUCUUUCAGCUCAGUUAGCUUCAGCACAAGAAGAAUUAAGUGAUCGUGAAAAUCAACUUAAAACUUUAGAACAAGAAUGUUUCCAGAAUUAUUUACCUGAAUUAGAAAAAUUACGACGUUCAAAUCAUGAAGCCAAUCUACGUGUAGCAGCUAUGAUUAAACUAACACAAGGACGUGAGCAUACUUUAACUGAUCAAGAUCGUGCUGCAUUAUCUACCAUUCCUCUCUUCCCGAAUAUAUCACUUCAUGGAACUUGGUCAGGAAUGUCUGGUGGUUUAGAAAAUAUCGGUGCAACAUCUGGUACAGGAAGAUCAGGUUAUUUGGCACCAUAUCAUACAGGUAGUGGUGGAUCAUUAUCUCCACAUUUAGCAGGAAGUGCAUUUCAAUUUAUUGGAAAUACUUCAUCUAGUGGUGGUGUAGGUGCAGUUGGUGGUAGGGCAUCAGUACCUGGUCAAUUGAUGUCUAGCCCAGAUGUUAUUAUGUUAUCAAGAAUGUUACAGGAAAAAGAAAAUAUGCUUCAACAACAUUUACAAGAAUUAACUCGAUUAAGAUUUCAAAAUUCUGAACUUGAAAUACGUUUAAAAGCAACACAACGUGAAUUAGAUACAAAAUCAGCUAGAUUAAAUGUACUUGAAACUACUCAUUUGAAUUCAGCUACUGGAAUACAUGAUUUAGGCACAAGAUCCCCAUCAAGUAAUCAAUUAUCAAAAGAAUUAGCAAUAUUACGUAAAACAAAUCAAGAAUUAAGUGUAAAGUUUAAUCAACUACAAAUGGAAUUAGAUGAACGUUCACGUGGUGGAACAUCAACUGUUGGUGCAUACGAUAGACUGAAACCUUCAAUUGGAUUACAUACAACAGACUUUACAGAAAUGGCUACUUUGAGACGAGAACUUGCUUCUGCUAAAGCUGAACGUGAAGUGGAGGUUGCUAGUUUAAACAGUCAAAUUGAAUUAAUCAAACGAGAACGUGAUGAUUUUAAUGAAAAGUUUAAUGAAACAAAAUCUGAUCUUACAGAGAAAAUUCAUCAGCUACGUACACUGGAAGCCGAAAAAGAAAAACUGAUUACAGAAAAAGAUUCUUUACAAAAAAAAUAUGAAUCAGUUUUAAGUCAAUUAAGUGAAAAAUCUGAAAAACUUAAACAACUAGAACAAGAUUGUGCAAAAUCACAUAUUGAAGAAAUAAAAAGAUUAAAUACUGAUCUUGAUGAUUUGAAACAUCAUGUUGGUUAUUUACAAAAUACCAUAAAAAACCGUGAAACCCGUAUUGAAACAACUGAAAAAGAAUCUUUUAAACUAAGAGAUGAAUUAACGAAUAUACGUAAACAAUUGACAACUGCUGAAGCAGAGGUAAAAAGUUUACGUGAUGAUGCAGUUUAUAGAGAAGAACGAAUUAAACAAAUACAAAAUCAAUAUACAGAGGAAAUGACACGAUUACGUUCUACUAAUCAAGAACAAGUAACACGUAUUGGACAUUUAGAAAUGAAACUUGAUGAGAAAGGACAUCAAUUAAAAAGUCAAACAAGUGAAAUUCGUUGUCAAGCUGAUGAAAUUACUCGUCUACAGUCUACAAUUGAAGAAACCAAUAAUCGAUUAUCAGUUAAUCAGAAACGUGCAGAAGAACGUGAAAUGAGAUUAAGAAAACUUGAAAAUGAAAAUCAUGAUUUAUUAGAUGAAAUUCAUGGUCUACGUAAAGGUAAUACAGAAUUGGAGAGUCAAAUAGAUAGUUUAAGACAACGUUUAUUGGAUAGACAAGAAUCAACAGAAUCUGUUACUGGAGUACCAUUAACAUCUACUAGAAUAUAUCAACCAAGUAUAGGAUUAUCUACAACUUCUACUCAAGAAUUAGACAGAUUACGUAAACAGUAUACUGAAAUGAAAAUAUCUUGUGAACAAGCACAAAAAUCAUUUGAAGAAACUCAAAUACAAUAUGAUCAAAUGAAAAUUCAAUAUGAUCAUUUACAAGUACAAUAUGAACAAGAAAAUGAAAAAUGUAAAAAAUUAGAAGAACAAUUACGAAAUAAAAUCAAUGAAUUCAAUGAACAAAUUUCUGAUUCGCGUACUUCAACACAACCUACUCAUCAGUUGACGUUAAAAAUUGAUGAACUUCAGAAAGAACUGGAACGUAAGGAAGCUCAGAUUACAUGUUUGAAUAAACAGAUAGAUCGUCAAUAUACAUCUUUAUCAACUACACCAGAUGCACGUCAUACUGAUUCCACUAAUCAACAAUUAUUAAUAGCUGAUUUACAAGUUCGUCUUCGUCAAGCUAUUGAAGAUCGUGAUAUUGCACGUGAACAAUUGACAACUAAUUUAACUAGAGCUGAAACGUCUACAUUGGAUAUACAACAACAAUAUAUGUUGGAUAAACAAAAUUUACAACAACAAAUUACAAAUUUAACACAAUCCGUACAAAAUGCUACAAAUGAAUCAGAACGUUAUCAAAGAGAAUUUAAACAAGCUAGUUCACGUGUUCAACAACUUAGUCGUCAAUUACAAGAGACACAAUCCAAUUGUGAUUCAAUUGCUCGACAAAGAGAUAGUUUAAGAGAUCAAUUAGAUCAGUUAAAACGUAGUAUGGGACGAACUAGUUCAAGUACAGUAACAAAUAUAUUUGGAAUAACUAGUUCAACUGGUGGUAUGCGUCCAGCAUCUGCUGGUCCAGGAAGUUAUGAUAAUAUUCCAUUAUAUGGUACAACACCUGGAACAACUCAUCUUUCUAGAGAAAUGGAUCGUUUACAUAGAGAAUGUGAAAAUUUACAAAAUCAAUUAAGAACUAGUCAAGAAUCAGAACAACAAGCUCAUAGUUUAAUUGAUAAUUUAAAAAAUGAUAUAAAAAAUCUUACAAAUGAUAUAGAACAAUAUAAAGAACAAAUUAAUGAAUUAGAUAAACAAAAGAUUGAAUGUAAUAAUGAAUUAAUCAAGACUCAACGUGAACUUCAAACGCAAACGGAUGAAGCAAAAGAUAAACUGACUCAUACACAACAACUGUUAAUUGAGAAAACAAGUCAGCUUGAAAAUGCAGUGAAUCAAUUGAAUAAUGUACGACAAUAUUGUACAGAACUUGAACAACGUAUCAAUGAAAUGUCACAACGAUUAAAUAUGGCAGAAUCACAUACUCAACAACAAGCAGAUGAAUUAAAACGCUGUCAACAACUAGAAUAUGAAUGUAAUCAAUUACGUAAUGAAAUAAAGGCUAGUCAUAAUGAAGUACAACAUUUACAAUUACAAUUAGAUCAAUUAAAUAGAGAAUAUCAAAAUCAAGGAAGAAGAAUGGAACAAAUGACUAUUGAAUUAAGUACAUCACAAGCGAAUACAAAUCAAAUGAAACAAGAAUUACAAUUAUUUAAAGAACGUAAUAAAGAACUUGAAAUAAAAAUUACAGAUACUCAUGAAACAAUAAAAGAAUCCGAAAUUGAAACAUUGAAUAUUUUACGCGCGGAAUUAAAAGAUUCUCAAGUGAUUAAACAACGACUUGAAGAAAGAAUAAAUUUAUUACAAGAAGAUUUAAAGCAUACACAACAAGAAUUAGAUGAAAAAGUUAGGGCAUUAGAUGUAUUAGAAAAUACUCAUCUUCGAAAUCAAUCUGAAGAAAUAAUCAAUUUACAGAAAGAGUUAAACAAUGCACGUUUACAAAUUGAAGAGCUUGGAGGUCCUAUUGAACCAGGUUCUAAAUUGAAAGGAUCACCUUUAAAAGUGGAAAUUGAUACAUUGAAAAAAGAAAUUAGUAAACGUGAAGAUGUAAUUAAUCGUAUAGAAAAAGAAUGUCAAGAAAAGCAUAUACAUCGUAUUGAAACAAUGCAAUCUCAAUUACGUCGUUUUGAAGAAGAAACUGCUAAUUUAAAUCAAGUUUUAGAUGAACAAAGAGUUGGAUUAGAAGAAAGAGAUCGUGUUAUAAGACAAUUACGAUCGGAUCAAGCUCAAGGAUCAUUGAUUGAACUUGAGAAAUUAAAAGCUGAACAUAAUGGUUGUAAAGAUAAAAUUGAACAAUUGAAUAAACGUAUUGCCACAAUAAAUAAACAAGUUGAAGAUCAAUCUGAUGAAAUUUUAACAAUCAAACUGGAAUCACUUACCGCUUCAUUAUGUGAAAAAGAAGCUAAUAUUGCUUUGAUGGAAUUGACUGCUCCAAAGAAUGCAACUUCUAAUCAAGCUUUAGAAAAAUUACGAAUUGAACGGGAUCAAUUACAACAACAACAAAAACAACUUAGUAAUACACGGGCUAUGCUUUUAGAAGAAAAAAUGUCACGUCGAUAAUUUCUUACUUGGUUCAACUAAAUUUUAUUAGUAAAUUACACAAUUCAUACCCUACUUUACAAUUCAGUAAUAAAACUAUCCAUCUUAAUAAUCUGUUAUCCUAACUAUCUAUCUAUCUAUCUAUCUAUCCAUACACUUAUCUAUCUACCCAUCUAUCUCUCUAUCUAUCUAUCUAUCUAUCCAUACACUUAUCUAUCUACCCAUCUAUCUAUCUAUCUAUCCAUACACUUAUCUAUCUACCCAUCAAUCUAUCUAUCCAUACACUUAUCUAUCUAUCCAUACACUCAUCUAUCUACCCAUCUAUCUAUCUAUCUAUCUAUCUAUCUAUCUAUCUAUCCAUACACUUAUCUAUCUACCCAUCUAUCUAUCUAUCUAUCUAUCCAUACACUUAUCUAUCUACCCAUCUAUCUAUCUAUCCAUACACUUAUCUAUCUACCCAUCUGUCUACCCAUCUAUCUAUCUAUCUAUCUAUCCAUACACUUAUCUAUCUACCCAUCUAUAUAUCUAUCUAUCUAUCUAUCCACACAUCUAUCUAUCUAUCUGGCCACACUAUCUAUCUAUCUAUUGUUGAAUCAUUGGCUUUUAAUUAAAUCAAACACAGUAAUGUUGUUUACUUUCAAAUUUCAAUUUUUACUUAAUUAUUAUUAUCAUUUAUAAUUUGAUGAGUUUCUCCUCACCUUUACUUGUUUCGGCCACUCUAUUUUUCUUUUCUUUUCCUUUCUUCUUUUCUUGGUUAUUUUUUUCUAAUUUAAAAUAAGCAUGAGUUGACACUUACUUAUCAUUUUUCUGGGUUUUUUUAUUGUACAGAUAACAUUUCUUUUAAUUCUUUAUUAUCAUUAUUCAUAUGAUAAUAAUAGUACAUAUUAUAUAUAUAACAAAGGUUUUAUGUAGUCAAAUAUCCUAAUAAUUUUGUAUUUGCCACGUGAAUAUAUAUACAUAUUGAAUGCAUUUAAACAAAUAUGAUAUCAAUGUUCAAUUAUUGUUAUUAUUGUCAAGAUUAUAAUUCCAUGUCAUUAUAACAUUUGCAUUAUAUAAAUGAUCUAUUAUUAUUAUUAUUAUUGCAGAGUCACUCUCUGAUUUAUAAUCAUGUCCAAUUACGAAAUGUAGUUCAAUAUUUAUAGUUUAUCAGUUACAUGAUUUAUGAUCAAUUAAAUGAAACACUUGAACUUUUUAAAAUAACUAAAGUAAUAUUAAUAAUAACUUGAUUAGUGCGUG